This is a messenger RNA of Linum tenue, 2358 nucleotides long. The record is from the annotation of a GenBank genome assembly. Lineage: Eukaryota; Viridiplantae; Streptophyta; Magnoliopsida; Malpighiales; Linaceae.
AUUAUAAAAGCCACCCAGAGAGAGAGCGAUCGGCAUCCAUCACUACACCACUCUCUCUCCGUUUCUCCAGAAGCGCCCAUUUCCCAUCCAUUUGCGUAACCGUAACUCCUUCCUCCCUUCCUUCCUUCCUUCCUUCAUCUCACCCUCCCUGUCUUUUCUCCCGCUUUCACCUUCGCCAGCAAAACUCUGAUCUCCAAAAUCUAUUGCAGGGGAGAAAACCACUAGAAAGCAAUGCCGUUCAAGGUCUCCACUGUUCAGUCUUCGCCUAUCGAUGGCCAGAAGCCCGGAACUUCUGGCCUCCGAAAGAAGGUGAAAGUUUUCAAGCAACCACAUUACUUGGAAAAUUUCGUUCAAUCAACAUUCAAUGCCCUCACGGCAGAGAAAGUGAGAGGUGCCACACUGGUUGUUUCUGGAGAUGGCCGUUACUAUUCUAAGGAUGCCGUUCAGAUAAUUGUCAAGAUGGCAGCUGCCAAUGGAGUGAGGCGUAUUUGGGUUGGUCAGAAUUCGUUGCUUUCAACACCUGCUGUCUCUGCUGUGAUUCGUGAAAGAGUUGGAGCAGAUGGAUCCAAGGCAACAGGUGCAUUUAUAUUGACAGCGAGUCACAAUCCAGGUGGCCCUGAUGAGGAUUUUGGGAUCAAAUAUAACAUGGAGAACGGUGGUCCAGCUCCAGAGGGAAUCACGGAUAAAAUUUAUGAGAACACCAAAGCGAUAAAGGAGUAUUUAACAUCUGAUGUUCCAGAUGUAGACAUUUCUUCAAUUGGUGUUACAAGCUUCUCAGGACCGGAGGGACAGUUUGAUGUGGAAGUUUUUGACUCCGCAAGUGAUUAUGUAAAAUUGAUGAAGACUAUCUUUGACUUUCAGUCAAUCAAGAAGCUGAUCACAUCUCCAAACUUCAGUUUUUGCUACGAUGCACUACAUGGAGUUGCUGGUGCUUAUGCGCAUCGCAUUUUUGUGGAGGAGCUUGGUGCACAGGAGUCUGCAUUGUUGAACUGUGUCCCUAAGGAAGACUUUGGAGGAGGCCAUCCUGAUCCUAACCUCACGUAUGCAAAGGAAUUAGUUGCAAGGAUGGGGCUGGGAAAAUCAAACACUGAUGUUGAACCACCAGAAUUUGGGGCUGCUGCAGAUGGUGAUGCAGAUCGCAACAUGAUCCUGGGUAAAAGGUUCUUUGUUACCCCAUCAGAUUCUGUGGCUAUAAUUGCUGCAAAUGCAGUUGAAUCCAUCCCCUACUUCUCUUCUGGCCUCAAGGGAGUUGCCAGGAGCAUGCCAACAUCAGCUGCCCUUGAUGUUGUGGCCAAAAGUCUGAACUUGAAAUUUUUUGAGGUCCCCACUGGCUGGAAGUUCUUUGGUAACUUGAUGGAUGCUGGUUUAUGUUCAGUGUGUGGUGAAGAAAGUUUCGGAACUGGCUCUGACCAUAUUCGUGAGAAAGAUGGUAUUUGGGCCGUCCUGGCUUGGCUAUCCAUAUUGGCUUACAAAAAUAAGGACAAUCUCAGUGGUGGAAAGCUUGUGACAGUAGAAGAUAUAGUUCGCAAGCACUGGGCUACUUAUGGUCGUCACUAUUAUACUCGUUAUGAUUAUGAGAAUGUCGAUGCAGGUGCAGCGAAAGAACUGAUGGAGAACUUGGUCAACCUUCAAUCCAAUCUCUCUGCAGUUAAUGAGACCGUGAAGGGGAUACGGUCAGAUGUCUCCAAGGUCGCCCACGCUGAUGAAUUUGAAUACAAAGAUCCCGUCGAUGGUUCCAUCUCUGCACACCAGGGUGUUCGAUAUCUGUUUGAGGAUGGCUCUCGACUGGUUUUCCGCCUCUCAGGAACAGGAUCAGUGGGUGCAACCAUCCGCCUCUACAUUGAACAGUAUGAGAAGGACCCAUCAAAGAUCGGGAGAGAUUCUCAAGAAGCACUUUCUCCUCUGGUGGAGGUAGCUUUAAAGCUCUCCAAGAUGGAAGCAUACACCGGCCGGUCUGCUCCCACUGUCAUCACAUAGAUUGCUUUGCUCCAUCGAACACCAGUUUCCAACUGUUGGAAUCUGAAGUCGUCCGUUCGACAGAAUUUGUAUUUGUUUUGGCUACUUUUGUCCCCUUGACAUGUUUUUGUUGAUGCCAAUAUCCUAAAUGCAGGCUGUAGUUGUUUCUACAUAUGUUAGGCGUGAUUAUGAGGCCAAAAACUCUACUUACCAUGUGAAAUUCCCUCCAAAGAAUGGCUUAUGAGCAGUUUGUUUUUUUUCCCCCCGGCUACAGUGAGCAGAGUCGGCAAGGUGGUGGUAUUUACGUGUGAAAAUAGUUUAUUAUUAAUCCCCACACUGGGUAAUGCAUAUCUAUCUGGGUAUAAGUCGUAAAAUUUGGAAUACACGAAGUUUUACAAACUA